Molecule: messenger RNA, 462 nt
Organism: Colletotrichum spaethianum
Lineage: Eukaryota; Fungi; Ascomycota; Sordariomycetes; Glomerellales; Glomerellaceae
Exons: 1
Coding region: 1-462 (153 amino acids)
Source: RefSeq, a predicted model, not a curated record
AUGACCGCCGUGCCCGGUCUCCCAACCCGAGAUAGCAGCUACAUGCAAACAGCGUUCAGCAUCCUGGAUAACAUGAUCGACCGAGGCAAUGUAGUAGCUCGCUACCGAAAGGAAGAGCUUGAAAAGCUGCAAGAGAUGUUGCGUCUUGCCAAAGCCCAAAAUCACGCGCCGUUGGCAUCUGUGGAUAGCAGAAACAACACAAACGUCGCGCACGACGAAACCCAGCUUUCGGUAGACAAUGGCAACGUAAGCCAAGCCCCGUCUACCGAACAAUUCGCCGACCGGGGUCCCGCCACGGGAAGCACAGCCAAUGGCCUGGCAUCAGAGCAAAUGUUAUCAAUCGCGGGUUUGCUCGACUGGGAGCCCGAUAUGACCGCCUUUGGCGAAGAUCAGCUCUCAGGGAACUGGCUGUGGACUGACUCUAUCGCACCCGAUUUUGACUUCAGCGGAGCGCUGCUCUGA